AGAUCAGCGUGGGAUACAAGAUUUCAACUGUGUUUCCUAGUCCUUCUAUCUGUGCAUCCAUACAAGAUCUCUGAGGAUUCUUGGAAGGGGUCAUAGGAUGGAUGUGGCACCUCCCAGCUACUGUUUUGUUGCAUUUCCACCAUCUACUAAAGAUGGCCGUGUAGUAGUUGGGAAAAAUUCUGCACGUCCUCGUGAUGAAGUUCAGGAGGUAGUUUAUUUUGCUGCUGCUACUUAUGAUCCAGGAUGUAAAGUUGAGUGCACAUACAUUGAAAUAGACCAAGUACCUAAGACAAAUGCUGUUGCACUGAGCAGACCUUCCUGGCUCUGGGGGGCUGAAAUGGGAGCCAAUGAACAUGGACUCUUCAUUGCUAAUGAAGCUGUGCUAGCCAGAGAAGCAGCCCCUGAAACCGAAGCCCUCCUAGGAAUGGAUCUUGUGAGACUUGGGCUUGAAAGAGGUUCAACUGCUAAAGAAGCCUUGGAUAUCAUUGUCUCGCUGCUGGAAGAAUAUGGUCAAGGUGGAAAUUACUAUGAAGAUGGAAGUAUGUGCCAUACUUUCCUGUCUGCUUAUCUGAUAGUAGACAGAAAAGAAGCUUGGGUGUUGGAUACUGUUGGAAAAUAUUGGGCAGCAGAGAAAAUUACAGAUGGAGUAAAGUGCAUUUGCAACUGUCUUUCCUUAACUACAAAAAUUGAUGCAGAACACCCUAAGCUUAGAAGUUAUGCAGAAAGUAAAGGAUGGUGGAGCACAGAUAAGGAGUUCAAUUUUGCUGAAGUAUUUUCCCAAGAUGAUGAUUGUUCAAAUUGUUGCUUGGGAAAGGAGAUCUUAAAAAACCAAGAAGGCAACAUCACUGUGGAAACAAUGAUUGACUUAUUACGUAACAAGGCUGAGGGCAUCUCUGUGGAUUCACACUCUUUUCUUACUACAGCAAGCAUGGUGUCCGUCUUACCUCAGAAUCUGACUUCUCCAUGCAUUCAUUUUUUCACUGGCACACCGGAUCCAUCCAAGUCCAUAUUUAAACCUUUUAUCUUUGUGGAUGGUGUGAAAAUAGUACCUAAAGUUCAAUCACCCAUUUUUGGUAGUGAAGAUCCUGUGAAAAAAAUUCCUCGGUUUCAGGAGAAACCUGAUCGCAGACACGAACUGUACAAGGCGCAACAGCAGGCCCGAUUAGUCUUAGACAGUGAUGAGGAAAAAGGUCAUACAUUAAGAAGAAUAAUGUUAAACCUCGAAAAACAGGGCUUGGAAGCAAUGGAAGGCAUACUCUCUAGCUCCGAGAUUCUUGAUUCUUCAGAAAUAGAAGACCUUUUUUAUGACUGUGUAGAUACAGAAAUUAAAUUCUUCAAAUGAAUGCCCAUAGACACUGUUAGCCUUUGCACAGGAACAUAGAACUCUUCAAGCCUUGAAAGAUAAUCUCACCAUAUUGCCGAAUUUGGGAGAAAGUAUUCGUCUUUCUAGAGAAACUUUCCUCAGUAGCUAUUUCCAGUUAACAUCCUCUUUCAUUAUGUGUUGUCCUGUGCAUAUUGUUAAAAGAGAUUUUGCUGACUGAUUCAGUUAGUAGAUGCAUGCUGGCCAGUG
This is a messenger RNA of Protobothrops mucrosquamatus (brown spotted pit viper), 1570 nucleotides long. It is a transcript of the gene SCRN1, whose product is annotated as secernin 1. The record is from RefSeq and is a predicted model, not a curated record. Gene Ontology annotation, molecular function: cysteine-type exopeptidase activity; dipeptidase activity. Gene Ontology annotation, biological process: proteolysis. NCBI's taxonomy places the organism in Eukaryota, Metazoa, Chordata, Lepidosauria, Squamata, Viperidae. The transcript has 9 exons. The coding region runs from base 98 to 1342 and encodes 414 amino acids.